This is a messenger RNA of Tripterygium wilfordii, 3211 nucleotides long. RefSeq lists its product as uncharacterized. NCBI's taxonomy places the organism in Eukaryota, Viridiplantae, Streptophyta, Magnoliopsida, Celastrales, Celastraceae. The transcript has 6 exons. The coding region runs from base 256 to 3090 and encodes 944 amino acids. The record is from RefSeq and is a predicted model, not a curated record.
AAACCAAAUUUAUUCUCUCUCUCGCCAUUUAAUUCUAUUGAACUGCACUUCACUGCUCGAACACUUCCCUCUCUCUCUCAGAAAUCCGUCUCUGGGAAACCUUAAUUACACAACUCUCUCUCUCUCUCUCUCUCUCUCGACAUAGCGGAGCCCUAACACUUUCCCCUCAGAAGUUGAUGUGGAUACUGAAGAGACAGAUGGGGAUCCAGAGGCUAAUCUGAUCUUUCAAUCGCUGUUUCAUGUAAAGUCAAUACAAUGGGUUUUGAGAAGGAUGGUUCAAAAACUGGAGGAGGCUAUGUUGGUGGUUUCUUUCAGUUGUUUGAUUGGACAUCAAAAUCUCGGAAGAAGUUAUUCUCAAGCAAGUCUGAAUUACCUGAACGUUCAAAACAAGGAAAGAAAUGUGGUGGGAACUUGCCAACGACACGUUUUGAUUUCAUGGAUGAGGAUGAAACAGGAGCAGGAUCCAGCGUCAAAGGUAGUGAUUAUAGCUGUGCCUCAUCAGUUACAGAUGAUGAUGGAUACGGAGCAAGGGCCCCUGGGGUGGUUGCCAGGCUUAUGGGUUUAGAUUCUAUUCCGACAUCUAAUUUUUCUGAGUCCUACUCUACUCCCUUUUCUGAUACCCAAUCUCUUCGAGAAGUACGACAUCACAGGAAGAAUUACGAUUAUUCAGACCAUCAAAUCAUGUAUUCUGGAAACCUACGUAAUAAAGUGGAGGGCUCUUCCCGGUACUUCAUGGAGUCAAAGCCUCAAAAGAUAAACAAACCCAUUGAGAAAUUCCAAACCGAAGUUUUACCUCCUAAAUCAGCCAAAUCAAUUCCGAUUACCCAUCACAAACUUCUUUCUCCAAUAAAGAAUCCUGGCUUCAUCCCAACUAAGAAUGCUGCACAUAUAAUGGAAGCAGCUGCAAAAAUAAUUGAGUCUAGCCAGCAUGCUAAGGAGGCCAAGGCCAAAAUGCCCCUGGUUGGAUCAUCUUCAGUACCACUAAGAGUUCGAGAUCUGAAGGAAAAGGUGCAGGCUGCGCAGCAAAUGUCUUCAGCAGACUCUUCUUCUGCAUCCUUAAAAGCCCAUGAUCUGAAAGAGAGAGUUGAAGGUGCAAAUAAAACAUCCAGGCCUGCGGAAGCUUUUCAAAGGUCCUUUGAGUCAAAUGCGGCCAAAUAUCUCAAGGGACAGCCUUUGAAUAAGAGCUGGAAUGGAUCUGUAGAUUCUUCUUUUCGGGAUUCCCCUGAUAGAGACCAAAGUUCUUAUGGUUCAAAAAACAAAGGGAGGUCCAUUUCCCUUGCAAUCCAAGCAAAAGUCAAUGUCCAAAGAAGGGAAGGUUUAAAUCCAAGUAGCAGCCGAGGCUUGGUAGGCCUAAAAGAACCGAGUGAGGUUAAGUCAAGCAUUCCCUCUAGGAGACAACCACCUACACAUAAGAAUUUGCAUAAGAAAUCUUCCACGCACAAUGCAUCCGGUGUUCUUAGGCAGAACAACCAGAAACAAAAUUGCCGAAUAGAUAAAGAGAGAUCAGCUCCAAAAACAUCCACUUCCAACUUGUCUGCUAAAAAAGUAUUGUCUGGGCAUCCUUCCUAUGGGCAGCAGAGAACUUUAAAUAGGACAGCUGGCUCCAAAAUUGGAUUGAGGAAGGGUUUGGAGGAAACAGAUAGUGAAAAGGGAACCACUCAGCCCAAUAUGAAGAACUUUCCUAGAAAGAAAAGGUCACUUGACCCUGACAUACACUUUGAAAAAAAUCGAGUAGCUGAGAGUGCGUUGAUGGACAUUGAUGAGAAGCCAGUUAAAUCUAGUCCAAUUUUUGAAAAGCAUUUUAGUUGGCCUGAAGAAAACAAAAGGAAAUCCAUGGAUGUUGUUUCAUUUACAUUCACAGCUCCUCUCACACGAUCAUCAUCAGGGCAGUUGGAGCAGAAUACUAAUGGUGUUGGCAUGGAUAAUAGAGGGAAGAGAUUGUUCCUUGACGCCGAUGGAAUGAAGUUCUCUUCGGUGGGGUAUAAUGUUAUAGGGGGAGAUGCUUUGAGUUCACUUUUGGAACAAAAGUUAAGGGAUCUAUCUUAUGGAAUUGAGUCUUCCUGCAGUGGUUCCAUGAAAGUGGGAUCAACUUCUAGUUCCACGUCAAUUUUACAAGAUGCCACAUCAACUGCAAACACAGGAAGAAUUGUGCCUCGGUUGCAGUACAAUAAAAAUCAGCAUGCUCUUCAUGGAGAUAAACUGAGUAGCUCUUAUGACUCUGACUUAUUCUCCAACGAUCAUCCAAUUUUCAGGUCUGAAAACGCGUUUCAGGGAGCUGAUUAUGUGGAUGAGGUUAACAGCAAGCAUAAUGAUUUUAGGAAGUUGCUUGAUUGUCGACUCCCCAGUCCAAUCUCUAUUCUUGAACCUUCUUUUUCAAAUGAAAGUUGCAUCUCAUCAGAUUGUACAAAUAGUAGUAGCACAGAAGGAAGUAAACAGUGUUCGUCAGUGCAAGCUGUAGAAGUACUUGGCUUGAGUUCUUUAAAGAAGUUAAACUGCGUAGAGGCUGAUAUAGAAUUAUCAGAUUCUGCUUCCUCUAUAUCAACCGGAGGUGUACCUGGAAAGCAUUUGGAUACAAUAACUGUUACACAUUCCACAAAAUCAACUCCAUGGGACCUAGAAUAUGUGAGGGAGAUACUUUGUAAUGUAGAACUGAUGUUUAAAGACUUCACAUUAGGCCGGUCUCGUGAGAUCAUCAACCCUCAUCUGUUUGAGCAGUUAAACAGUAGAAGAGGGAGUUCUGAAACUGUUCAUGGCGUGUCUAAGCUACAGCGGAAGUUAUUAUUUGAUUGUGUGAGUGAAUGCUUAGACCUAAGAUGCAGGCGUUAUGUGGGAGGGGGAUGCAAGUCAUGGGUGAAAGGGACAGCAACAGUGAGAAGAAAGGAUCGGUUGGCAGAAGAAGUUAUUAAGGAGAUUUCUGGUUGGAAAGGAAUGGGGGAUUGCAUGGUGGAUGAGCUUGUGGACAAAGACAUGAGUCAAUAUGGAAGAUGGUUGGACUUUGAAGUUGAUGAAUUUGUACUUGGAGUGGAAGUUGAGAGUCAAAUUCUUGAUUCUUUGGUUGAUGAAAUGGUUAUUGAUAUCUUGCAGUUUUAAUUAAUGCCUUGAAGGAUUAUGAUUGCUCAACCUCAGUGCAAGUCUCCUCCUUUGUUUUCUGUUGAUGAUCUUGUCAUUGUAAUUACUGCUUCAUUUAUUCCUAAACCAUUCUAUUCCUUUU